Molecule: messenger RNA, 2042 nt
Organism: Ceratitis capitata (Mediterranean fruit fly)
Lineage: Eukaryota; Metazoa; Arthropoda; Insecta; Diptera; Tephritidae
Gene: CARPB
Product: carbonic anhydrase-related protein 10
Exons: 9
Coding region: 779-1762 (327 amino acids)
Molecular function (GO): carbonate dehydratase activity; zinc ion binding
Source: RefSeq, a predicted model, not a curated record
UUAAAGUAUUUUCAAUCAAAAGUGACGUCCAUUAAAGGGAAAAAAGGCAUAGAAAAGAUUGACUUAAUAAUACUUUAACCAAAUUUUUUAAUGGUUUUAUUCGAUUUAAAAUUGAUAGAGAGUUGUGUUUAAAUUGUGGUCUGGCUUUGAAAUUCUACAUGCAAACAACUAACAAAUGCAACUAGGGAAUGCCAGCUAUUGUCUGGUAUUUAAUAAAUUUAAUAAAUUUUUGCAGACAUACAAAAGUAAAGUGGCAUUGAAACAACUUUAUAGUCGGCAAUAAAUGAAAACUUUCUAAAUACACAUACGAGUGCACAAGUGAAGUGCUAACGGUAAAUAUAAAUAAAAUCAAAUAAAUUUCAACAAGUGCUAUCACUUGGUGUUGCUGCUACUAUUGCCAGCCAGCCAGCGACGACCAUGAAAAGCUGUAUGAAAUUAAAAAAGCUUAAAAAUAUUUUCCGCAAAUAAGAAUUUUCGACGAAGCAUGCAGCACUUGACAAGCCAACUGUAGUUGCGGCUUAUAGAGCAGUCGGUUGAAAACAAAGGCGAGCUAUUGCAAUCACAACAAAAGUAACUAAAAUCAGCUAGAGAAUAUAAUAAAACAUUGCGAACAAUCACACAGCAGCUGCACAAUCGCAUUUGUGCAUUUAACAAUUCUUACACAUCACACAUUCGUAUCUGCGCAUGUGCAAGCAAAUAAAUUGACAUACACGUACAUACUCGUAUGUAUGUGUGUAUAGAUACCGUAAACUUUAAAAGCGUCACAUACGAAUGAAAGAUGAAGCUGACAGAGUUGUUGCCCUAUUUUUGCCUAUUUCUAUUCACGAGAACACAAGUGCUACUGGCAGUUAGUUGGGAAGAAUGGUGGACCUACGAUGGCAUAUCAGGUCCAGCCUUUUGGGGUCUCAUUAACCCAGAAUGGUCACUCUGUAAUAAAGGACGCCGACAAUCACCAGUGAAUCUCGAGCCACAUCGCUUAUUAUUCGAUCCGAAUCUGAGACCAUUACACAUCGAUAAACAUAGAAUAAGUGGUUUAAUUAGCAACACGGGACAUAGUGUCAUAUUCACUGCCGGCAAUGAGACAGUGGCGAAUUAUGACGGCAUGCAAACUCCAGUUAACAUAUCCGGUGGACCGUUAUCGUAUAGCUAUCGCUUCCACGAAAUACACAUACACUACGGACUGCACGAUCAGUUCGGCUCAGAGCACAGUGUGGACGGAUAUACAUUUCCAGCGGAAAUCCAAAUAUUCGGCUACAACUCACAACUAUAUGAAAACUUUUCGGACGCCUUGAAUAGAGCACAAGGAAUUGUUGGUGUAUCAAUAUUGCUGCAGCUUGGCGAUCUAUCAAAUCCUGAAUUGCGUAUGCUGACGGAUCAAUUGGAUCGUAUACGUUUUGGUGGCGAUGAAGCUUUCGUCAAACGACUGUCUAUACGCGGCCUGUUACCCGAAACGGAUCAAUAUAUGACCUAUGAUGGCUCGACGACAGCACCCGCCUGCCACGAGACUGUCACAUGGGUUGUAUUGAAUAAACCUAUUUACAUAACAAAGCAACAGUUGCACGCUCUCCGUCGCCUUAUGCAAGGCAGUCCAGAUCAUCCUAAAGCUCCACUUGGCAAUAACUAUAGGCCACCGCAACCGCUGCUGCAUCGACCCAUUCGCACUAAUAUCGAUUUUAAAACUUCAAAAGCCUAUGGCAAAGCUGCGUGUCCCACCAUGUACCGCGAAGUGUAUUAUAAAGCCACAAGUUGGAGACAACAUUGAGGCGUAACUUGGCAAUAAAUUACAGCAUCAGCAGCAAUCAAAGCCAAUAGCAGUUGCAACUCCAGCAUCCAUAUGUAAAUACAAAAUAUACAUAUUAUUGCACACAUAUAGACACAUACAUAUGUACGUAAGUACACGUAAAUCGGCGUGCAACAGGAGCUUCCAUAAAUUUAAAUAUAAAUUUAUAUUAGAAUUGUAAUUUCGUGCGAUAGAGUUUACAUUGUAUUAUUGACAAAAUAUGUAUUUAUAUUGCUAAGGGUACACAUACACAUACAUAUAA